Sander lucioperca (pikeperch) is the source of this 1650-nucleotide messenger RNA. RefSeq lists its product as uncharacterized. The coding region runs from base 80 to 1000 and encodes 306 amino acids. The transcript is spliced from 7 exons. Lineage: Eukaryota; Metazoa; Chordata; Actinopteri; Perciformes; Percidae. The record is from RefSeq and is a predicted model, not a curated record.
CAGUCGGUGAUAGUUGACCAGUAUAACGCCAUAGACCACAACACACACCCGGACGAGACGUAGCAGCAAGCCACCUAACAUGAAGGACAACAGUUUGCCCCGAAUUGUGGUUAUUAUCUUGUGCACGGUGGUUUUUAUCGCCGUUUUAAUUGUUAACGCUUUGGCUGGAGCGGGCAGAGGUCCUUUCCAUUCCUCUGCAGGUAAUGUGUCAGGCCGCUAUGAGACAGACAUCACUCCAGCUGGCUGGACCUUCUCUAUCUGGGGUGUUAUCUAUACCUGGCUCACCCUGAUGGUCCUAUACCUCACUACAUAUGUAUUCAGAGGAUCCUGGGCUCAGUGUCUGCUGCCCUACUCCUUCUAUUUUUGCUGGCUGUCCAACAUGGUGAUGAACGUGAUAUGGUUGCUGCUGUGGGAUAGAGAGUUGAUGCUAGCAGCUCUGGUUGUAUUAAUCCUGAUGGCGAUCACCAACUACACUGCUUUGUUCUUCUGUUGCUUUGCCACCGAUUACUACGGCCUCUGGUUACAGACGUACCAUCGCAAAGACCUGGCCUGUCUCCGAAUAUUGGUCCAGAACGGUUUGGCUCUCUACACCACGUGGACUUCCAUCGCUUCUCUGAUCAACUUUUCGUUGGUUCUCCACCUGUGGGGGGUGGACCGGAGCACGGCGGCAACGGCUUCUCUGUGCAUCCUGUUUGCCGAGGUGGUUGGAUGGUUCGUUCUUGAGAACUGGGUGGUGGACCGUUGGGUGCGUAACAUCCUGACAGUGUACCCCGUGGUGAUCGUGGCUCUGGUUGGGAACAUCUACAAGCAUUUUAAUCCAGCUCAUCCCACUCCAAAUUCUGUGUUUAUGGUUGUACUGCUGGUGUUAGCAUGUGUCCUGCUGGUGUCCCGACUCUUUACCGUCAUCUGGAGAAACAAAUGGCGGCCUCUCCACUCCCCAGGCUCUGCACGGCUGAUGAUAUCACCCCUUGAUGGCAGUAAAUUCAAGAUCUUUUCUUAAACAACAAGAACUUGUACAUUUCCUCCUGUCCUGCUCUCAGGCCACUCUCUUAAAUACAUUUUCACACAAGCCACUGCAAUGCUCCACGAGGUUUCAAACUCAUGAAGGUGUUUAACUAGUCAUGGAUUUGCAUAGACAACAUGGAUAAGAACUGUAUUUCUUUAAAUAGACUGGCGGGAAAAAGAAAGAAAAGUGUUCAGAGUCUGUAAUGGGAAGGCAAGAAAACAUCUCUUUUCUCAAACUGCAAUUUAGACAAUGCAAGACUUUCUUUGAAAUAUGAAAUGACUGCUUACCUCUACUUACCAUUAAAUAUCGCCUAUUUGUAAAGCACUUUUUAUACAAAUGCAUGUGUAUGCAUUUCGUUAUCAUUCUUUAUGUAUGUACGUAUGGCUAUUUUAAGGCAGUUUUAUUGUUGCUUUCAUUGCUUUCUUUAUUUGUGUAUCCAUUCAGUGACAAUAGACUAUAUACUGUCAAUAUAAUGUAUGUUGGCUUUUAUACAUUAUCAUUUUAAUAAAAUACUUAGGAGCUUUUUGCUGCUAAUUAAAGCAUUCUUUUAAACAUCUAAUGCGGUCUGAUAUUUCUGAAGAAAUGUAUAAAAUCAACUGCAAAAACACUAUUUGGCUGAAAUGUACAGUAAAGAUAUAUCGGUU